Molecule: messenger RNA, 2206 nt
Organism: Corylus avellana
Lineage: Eukaryota; Viridiplantae; Streptophyta; Magnoliopsida; Fagales; Betulaceae
Product: FRIGIDA-like protein 3
Source: RefSeq, a predicted model, not a curated record
GAAAAAGUAAAAAGCGUAGACACGAUACCAGAACCGACCAUCUUUUAGGCUCUUACCCAAACAGAGCGUUAGGGCUCACACUGUGACAUUCUCUCCAGCAGCAAUCAUCAAACGAAACCUCCUGCACCUCAAAUUACGUCUAUAACCCAAUCUGAAACUCGGAGUUGCUGCUUCGCGAAGCCUCUGAAGCUAUUGAGCAUUUGCGUUCAUUUUCUCGCUCCAGACCAGCAGAAACCUGAUGAUCUCCAAAACGAUGUCUUCGCUUGGGUCCCAAAAUGCUAAGCAACAGUAAAGCUCUAAGGAUCGAGCCGCCUAGCCUCCUCAACCCACACUGUGUCAGAAGCUGCUAUAACUAUAAAAUUAAAAUAUUUUACAGAAUUGCUCCUGAAGCUUUGUGUAGCAUUUUUGUAACCAUGACUGGUAUAGAGCAAGCUGGGGCCAAAGAUACAACAUCCUCUCUGAUAGAACAGCUUGGCAAUGUAUUUCUUGAACUGGAAGCUCGCAAGGAUGCUUCUGAGGAUAAGGUUCAGUGGAUGGAAGUCGAAGAACACUUUCGCAACCUGGAGACAUUAUUGAAGAAAAAUUUUGAAGAGCUGGAAGCGAAGGAGAAUGAAUUUGAGAUGAAGGAAGCCCAAACUCAUUCAUUGAUUGCAGAGAGAGAGGCAGCUGUCACUGCUAAAGAGCAAGAGCUGUUGGAUCGAGUACAGGAGCUGAAAGAUGGUGCGGUUGCUGCUAUUUCGGAGGCACGAGCAAAUCACCAGCCAACACCUGCGGAGCCUGUUGAUGGUGGGGACAACAAAGACGACAAGGUAAGCAGCUCUCUUGGUGAUAUGAAUUCCCCAGAGGAGGAUUCUUCUCAUAAAACCAGUGACAAUGCUGAAGGUGUGGCUGUUGAGGUCAAGCCACGCCCAGAGCUGAUGCAAUUUUGCCAGCAGAUGGAUGCAAAAGGGCUUCUGACUUUUUUGGAGAAUAAAAAAUUUCUAAAUCCCAUUCGUGAGGAACUUUCUGUUGCACUAGAAAGUGCAACUGAACCGGCCCGUUUGGUGCUGGAUUCACUGGAGGGGUUUUACCCCCCUGAUGAAACUACCCAACCAAUGGAUAAGAGGGGUGCUGCCCUUCGGGGCAUGCGCAAAUCCUGUGUUAUGUUCUUGGAAGCCAUGAGUGCCUUUUUGGCAAGGGUUGACCCAGGUGGUGAUCACCUACUGAACCCCGAGACCAAGCAGCAAGCCAAGGCAAUUGCUGAUGAGUGGAAGCCUAAGUUGGCUAAUGAAGGCAUAGAUGCUGCCAAUGGAAAUUCAUUGGAAGCAGAGGCAUUCUUGCAGCUCCUCGCAACUUUUAGGAUUGCUUCAGAGUUUGAUGAUGAAGAACUCUGCAAGUUUGUUCUUGCAGUUGCUCACCGCAGGCAGGCACCUGAGCUCUGCCGUACUCUUGGGUUAACACACAAAAUGCCAGAUCUUGUUGAGUUAUUGAUCAGCAGUGGGAAACAGAUUUAUGCAGUGCGUUUUAUUCAUGUGUUUGAGCUUACUCAAAGCUUUCCCCCUGUGCCCCUUCUGAAGACGUACUUGAAGGACUUGAGGAGAAACUCGCAAGGAAAAGGUGGGAACUCAGAAGGUGUUGCUGGUGGACAGAAUGACGUAAAUGCACAAGAACUUGCGGCACUGAAGGCUGUAAUCAAGUGUGUUGAAGAGUUUAAGCUUGAAGCAGACUACCCACUUGAUCCACUCCAGAAAAGGGUUGCUCAACUGGACAAGUCCAAGACUGAUAAAAAGAGGGGUGGAGAUUUUGGCAAACGUCAACAAUCAAAGAAGCCCAGACCCCAUGGAGGAUUCCGUGGAUUCCGUUCAUCCGGUGUUACUGCCCCCUCAGCUGCCUCUGUUGGUAGGCAUAUUCCUCCUGCUUAUGUUGAGAGGGCAGCAUACACGGGAAUGUCAGAGAGGUACCCUCAUGCUGGCCUGGCAACCUAUGAUUAUCAAGUUCCUAGCCAGCCUGCAUAUGCUCAGCAAACCAGUGAUCAAAAAUUAUACUACUAUCCCCAAGAUGACAGGGUUACUCCAACCUCAUAUAAUGCUGCUUCGACUACAUACGGCAGUUAUAUUGGUAAUGGAUUGCAAUCUUCCCACCAGCCAUAUAUGUAAUGGACAUAUUAGAGAUGCUGGACUAACUCAUCUGAUAUUCUGUUCAAUGCAAGCAUGUUUUUCCUUUGUCA